This is a messenger RNA of Symbiodinium sp. CCMP2592, 1632 nucleotides long. The record is from the annotation of a GenBank genome assembly. Lineage: Eukaryota; Dinophyceae; Suessiales; Symbiodiniaceae.
AUGGGCGGGUUCAUUCCGAGUGUACAUCUUGUGCAAGACGCAAUCGGAAGCUGUGGAAGCCGAGGCGUCUCUCUGGCCGUGGCAUUGAGUGGUUUGGGGCAGCAUUGGAGGCACUCGCACACCAAGGGGCCCACAGUGUCGACAGAUUACUAUGACAAUUUCUUGAGCCACGCCUGGGCUGGCUCCGGAUGGCUGAAGUAUUUGUCCCUGCUCAUCCUCUUCAACGCACGGGCCGCAAUGGUGUCAACGAUCCUAGUUUCCGUUUCGAUUGGCGUGCUUCGCAUGAUGGCCAUCCUGCCCAACAUGGUGUGGACACAGCUUCCGUGCUAUGUAUUCUAUUUUUUGAUGCUCGUUUUUUGGCAGCCGAUACAUGGCAUUUUCAGAUCGCCUCGCAUCGUCUUCCUUGACCGUCUCUGCAUCCCACAAGAUGAUGAGGAGAAGAAAUCUGAAUGUAUUCGCGGGCUUGCUGGUUACCUGGAUAGAGCAAACACCUUGACCGUCUUAUGGUCGAAUGAGUACUUUGGCCGACUCUGGUGCGUGUUUGAGCUGGCCACUUUUCUCCGGAAUCGGUGCAGCCGGCCAAUCCAGCUUCUGCCAGUGGAGAUGUCAAUGCUCACGUUUUUGAUAGGUCUCUGCUACAGCACGGUAAAUUUGGCCUACCGGUGCAUCAUGGAGGCACGCAACAUCACCGUCGCUGGGAGCCUCGAAACAACCCCGUGGCUGGCCACCCUUAGAGCCUCUGGUUGGCUGGCCUUGUUUGGCGGCCCGUUGAUUCCGUUCUACAUAUAUCUUGGCCUAGAUUUCAUGAUGAAACUUCGCCGCCUGCCCACUCAGCUGCAGACUUUCGAUGCUCGAAAGGCUAGCUGCUACUGCUGCACAGUGGAUCAUAUAGACCCUCGGAGCAAUGCUCCCAUCUUCUGCGACCGACAGCUGAUCUUGGAAAAGCUGACGGAGUGGUAUGGAGACCCCGAAGACUGCGAAGAUACAGAUAUGGGGAUCGAUGGAGCGAUCGAGCAGUUCAACCACCUGGUGCGCAAGGAGCUCGCCGACGUUUUCCUUGAGAUGAUGUCGGGCCGCGAUGUUCUGUGGCAAUACAUAUACCUCUUGAUCGGCAUGAACUGUCCGGUCUGCACCUAUCUCCUGGGCGACAUGGGCUUCCCCCCAGAAUCCAUGGAAGGCUGGGCCCUGCAUUCCUGGAGAGCAAGAGAGUGCACCAGCUUCGUCCACCUCUUCUUGCAAGUAUUUGCUGCGGUGCAGAUUUUCUCGACAGUGUGGACUCUUGGGGCUAUAUAUCUCAAAGAUCAUCAUCGGUUCAUGGCUGCUUUGAUGUUGACCCCCAUUCUGAUCGUCUUGGCGGUGGGGCUAUUCUACUAUCCGUUCCGGCUCUGUUUGGAACUCUCCGUUGACGGCAGCCUGCUGCUGCCAUUGACAGCUGUCGUGUUUGAGGCCCUGGUCCUGGUGGCAUUGAGCUACACGAGUCGAUUGGCCACGGCAUCCUUCACCCGAACGGCACUGGAGAGUGCGAAGCAGCUUCACAACUGGCAGACCAAAUCGCUCAGCCUUAGAUCAUCCGAGUCGGGACAGGACGUUCCGGCAGGCGUAGUGAGCCAUGAUGGUUUCUUCAGCAUAUGA